AUGAAUAUUCAUGUGAAAAAACAACAUCCAUUUCUAAUUUAUAUAUCGAAUCGAAUAAAUUAUAAUACUCGAUUCCUUCGCAGCUUACUCGAUAAAGAGUCAGCGUUAGCAGAUGAUACACCGUUACCGCCCGCUCCGCCCCCGCCCUCGCUCAGGAACAAGACGCCCACUCCGCCCCCGCCCCCCGUGCCCAUGGACACUUGCGUCAGCCCCCCGCCCACACUUAACGGAGAUAUGACUGUAAGUUACACACAUAAUCUCAUUUAUGUUAUAAUCUUUACCCGUUUUAUUUUUUCACAACAUUCGCAAUUGGUUACUAAUACUGAUAUUUUCAUAAAUACACCAUAUUAAUAGAGUAACUUGGGGCUGUAGUCUCAACAGUGUUUGCGAUCGUAAUAUUACCGAAUUCGUUCGCAAACUCAUAGCGAUCGUAAUUUAACGAUAAUUGCAAGUCUCUACAAUUAUACUUAUCGAUUUUUGUUAUCCUGACACAAGCCCUUUUACGUCCCCACUGCAGGGGCUCAGGCCUUCCUUAUGGAUGGUUAAGGAGGAUGGGCCAUGACCCUCCACGCUGGCCCAAUGCGGAUUGGAGGGUAUUGACGACUGCAAAUGCAGCCGGGACCAACGGCUUAACGUGCCUUCCGAAGCACGGAGUAGCUCGAGAUAAAAAUUUUUUGGUGAGAAUAGGGGUGUAGACAACUUUUUUAUAUAUGUUAUAGAUUUGAAUUAAAUAUAUUAAAUAAAAAAUUUUAAGAAGAUAUCAUUAAUAUAAUUAAAAAAAUAUAUACAUAUAAUUUCCCGCGAAUACGCCACUUCCGUCACGCUCGCUAUGACGUCGCAGCACUCUGAAACGAAUAUCGUUUUAUGUACGCUUAAGGUUUUAAUGAAAUGAGAGCAGUGCGUAUUAAAAUAGGCCUUAAUACACUCUCACAGAGUACAGAACGCAAUGCCCGCCGCAAAGAGCGUGUUGAACGUCGCCUCCACCAGAUGGAAGUGGCGGCGUCGCCUCCCGCCACUGCACUACCCCCCACCACGCCACCCGCAGAUGCCGUCAAAGAUCUCUCCGAAUUUGCCAAACUAUACUUCAAUGACCACCCAAGGUCACCAGAAGGUACAAUAAUGGCAACUCUAACUCGCAAGAGCAAAUCCAUGGAGAUGCUGUCUAAAGAGGAAAUGAUCACGUACUACAAAGGCAACAGUAUACCGACAUCCCACAUACAAUUACAUGACCCGGAUAGCGUCACCGCCGCCGUUAAUAUGUUCCGGGAACUAUGCCGUUAUAUGAGAGGAGAAUUAACGGCAGAUAAAGAAACUCAAGUGAUCCAGUCUAUAAUUGCAAAAGGCUUGGAACGAGAAGAGUUGAGAGACGAAAUAUUGGUGCAAUGCGUUAGACAGAUAACUGAAUGCCCUGUAGAAGACUGGGCCGAAAGGCUAUGGCUAGUGUUGUGUUUAUGCGCGGUGGCGUGGCAGCCUAGUCGCGGUCUCUCUCGUCACUACUGCAGCUGGCUACGUGCGAGAGCGAGACAGACUCCUCCCGCUAGAGCGGCACACUGUGCACAGUGGUGUCUAGAUAACUGCAGGGGUGCUGCGCCCAGGCAAUUGCCGCCGAGCACUGUGGAAAUUGCAGCGAUGCGACGUCUAGGUACCAUAGUAUGUCGGUUCUUCUUCCUGGACGGGCGCACUAAGGCAAUAGACGUGCAUCCGGCAGACACGGCGGCGGCGGCGGCCGCGCGACUCGCGGACAAGCUCGGCCUGGCGCCCCACUCCCGGACCGGCUGGGCCGUGUACCAGCAGAGGGGGGGCAAGGAGGAACACGUCAGGGCCACGCAGUACCUGCAACAAGGUCCAGGUGGAGGAUCAGCCGACAACCGUUUCGUGUUCAAACGUCGUUUGUUCCGCGGCGGCCGCGAGUUGCCCCACGACCCCGUCGAGGUGGCAUUGCUUUACGCUCAAGCCGCCACAAUCCUGGCGCAGGCACAUCGCCAGUAUGGUGCCGGUCGCGCAGAAUUGACUGCUAAAGCGCUAUACUUGUCUUGUGUGAUGCAAUACCCACUGUACGGAGUCACGCUGUUCCCUGUCACAUACAAAGGAUACUGGGCACAUGGUCCAAACGUAUUAUUGGGAGUUGGAUCUGAGGGUGUAGUGCUAGUUCGUCCAUCCGAUAAGGUGGUGUUAGCGGAAUAUCCUUAUAGUAAUAUCGCGGCACUGCUCAUGGAUCCAGUGGAUAAUGGCCUCACGAUCAGUCUUACACAUCACGGUCAACACGACGGUCACAGAUGCAUAGUCUUAGAGUCUGCUCAAAAGAACGAAGCGGCGUGGUUAAUGGCAGCGUACAGUCCUGUACUAGCCAACGGCUUAGCAGAUGAGCCGCCUCGUAGGGCUGCGCCCGCCUCGGAGAGAUCAAGGCUCGCCGGUGCCUUGAAGAGUGCUAGAAGAGCCCUAGUCGACUCGGGUAUGCUAAGAAGGCCUACAGAACUAUCCACUGGUAACUUCCUAAGGAACACUUUAAGAAGGCUUAGCAAGCACCGUCUGGACAAGAUUCGCUUAGAUACGACGGUGGAGAGCCAAGGCGAAUGCUACAAGGGAUACCCGGCAGGGUAUUGGUGUUGGUCUCGCUCGUUGCCUCAUAGCCUCACCAAACUCAACGAGGCAGAGGAAGUGGCCGCCAUGCAGAUAUUCAAGGACAUAAUGAGCCACGCGGGUCUAACCACCAAUGAGGGUAGUACAAACAAUCUGGCCAACAACAACAGCGUGAGCAGCCAGGAGAGCGAGAGCGACGACCGUGUCUCACUCGCACAGUCCUUACUACAGCGCUGUCUCCAGAAAGACACGUUGCUCUGCGAACUAUACGUCCAACUCAUCAAACAGACGACGGAUCACCCGGAGCCGUCGUCUCGUGUAUCGGGCCGUCACUGGGCGUUAUUGUGCGCGGCGGUGGGAGCAGCACUGCCGCCCGCCAAGCCAGUGGCGCUGAGUACCGCGCAAGUGCCGCGUCGCUUGGGCGCGCCGUCUAAGGAGGAGGUGUUAUGCGCGGGCGCGCGGCGACCGAUGCACGUGCGCGUGCUGCUACUAGACGGGAAGCAACACGGACUCGUGUUUGGACCCGCCGCCACCGCCGACCACCUCGGCGCGAUGUUGCGCGAGAAAAUCGGACUCUCCGAUGCCGCCACCGGUAUGUCAUUAUUUUUUUAUUUAUGUACAUGGUUUCCCAACAGCUAAAAUUAUAAAAUAAAAAUCUUAGUUAAAAACAGACUGCCAGAAGAUUACGCUUUCGAAAAUAUUACCGAAAUAUUUACUAAACGCGUAGCAUGA
Messenger RNA from Diatraea saccharalis (sugarcane borer), 3312 nucleotides. The record is from the annotation of a GenBank genome assembly. Lineage: Eukaryota; Metazoa; Arthropoda; Insecta; Lepidoptera; Crambidae.